This is a messenger RNA of Rhineura floridana, 945 nucleotides long. RefSeq names its product mucosal pentraxin-like. The record is from RefSeq and is a predicted model, not a curated record. Gene Ontology annotation, biological process: innate immune response. Lineage: Eukaryota; Metazoa; Chordata; Lepidosauria; Squamata; Rhineuridae. The coding region runs from base 268 to 924 and encodes 218 amino acids. The transcript has 3 exons. Gene Ontology annotation, molecular function: complement component C1q complex binding.
AGCUCACCCACACAGAAAGAAAAAGGAAAGAAAAGGCCCAGAAGUUGCAUGUACCUUUCCUGGAGAGUUGCUGCAAGACUAAGGCUGAGAGAGACUUUCGCAUCUAGCCCAAUGAGCCAAAAGCUCUGUCCUUGUGUAACCAGCGCUAGAUUUGAAAGAUCUCACUCAAAAUCCUUAGCUCUGAAAUUGUCCCAAAGAUGCUAGUUGACCUUACUCAGACCAUUCCUUGACACUGCCUUGCCUCGGGUCAUUCUGCAGUUGGCCAACAUGAAGAAGAUGCUCUUCUCUGUCCUCCUCCUCCAAAUCUUGGGGUCUUUUGGCCAGGAAGGUUCAGGUCUGGCUGGGAAGCAACUUGUUUUUCCGAAGGCAUCAGACACUGCCCAUGUGGUUUUGAAGGCCACCCCAAAGCAGCCGUUGACCAGCUUCACUGUCUGCCUGGCACACUACACUGACCUGACUCGCCCCUACACCUUUUUCUCUUACGCCAGCCGGACAAACGACAAUGAUAUUGUCAUCGUCAAAGAGGGCCUCUACCUAUACAGCCUGAAUGUAGGGGGUGAAGUGGUGACCUUCAGAGCUCCAGAAGCACAGUUGCUUGGCAAGGUAGUCUUGUGUGCAUCUUGGGAUUCUACUACAGGGUUAGCAGAGUUCUGGAUGGAUUCACAGCGGAUGCCCCGAAAGGGCCUGAGAAAAGGUUACUCAAUCAGUGCGGAGGCAUCUAUCGUGCUCGGUCAAGAUCAGGACAUUAUGGGUGGUGGCUUUGACAUCAACGAUUGCUAUGUAGGAGAGCUCCAGGAUGUGAGGAUGUGGGACCGGGUGCUGUCCCAUGAGGAACUGCAGCUUGUUUGGCUCAACCAAGAGGUUCCCGGAGACUACAUCUUUAAUUGGGAAACAGUCAAUUAUGAAAUCAAGGGUUAUUGUUAAGCCCUCAGCCUAAUGAGGCAG